This is a messenger RNA of Oncorhynchus tshawytscha (Chinook salmon), 4391 nucleotides long. It is a transcript of the gene pcsk1, whose product is annotated as proprotein convertase subtilisin/kexin type 1. Gene Ontology annotation, cellular component: Golgi membrane; trans-Golgi network. The record is from RefSeq and is a predicted model, not a curated record. Gene Ontology annotation, biological process: protein processing. Gene Ontology annotation, molecular function: serine-type endopeptidase activity. NCBI's taxonomy places the organism in Eukaryota, Metazoa, Chordata, Actinopteri, Salmoniformes, Salmonidae. The transcript is spliced from 14 exons. Bases 239 to 2578 code for a protein of 779 amino acids.
GUAAAGAUUCUCGCCCCCUUCCAAGGUUUACUCUCCGCUUGCUUUCCUAGAUAGUUCAAUAUGGCAAUAACGCCGUGACAGGUACUCUUUCCCACCCUGCACUUUGAAGGAAAAAAUACAUGCAAGGCGAGCCAAUUUAUUUAAUAUUACUUGCAUUUUUGUUUUUCAUUUGUUGUCUUGUAUGCCUUCCAAGAGCAUCAAUCAAAUAUAUUUUUAAUCUAAUCGUAUUUUCUCUGAGAUGGAAAUGAGAUGUCGCCCAACAACGGUGUUGUGCUGUGCUCUUGCGGUUCUCUGCUCCGUCGCUCGUUCCGUAAAUGCUUCAUUCGGGGACAGACAGUACCUCAACGAAUGGGCGGUGGAGAUUCCCGGAGGACUGGACGCCGCCAGGUCCAUUGCCAAAGAACUGGACUACCGAGUAGUCCGCCAGAUUGGGGCGCUAGAAAACCAUUACUUGUUCAAACACCAGACUCAUCCCAGCAGGACGAAACGAAGUGCCGAUCACAUCACCAAACGCCUGUCCGAGGAUGAUCGGGUAUCAUGGGCGGAGCAACAAUAUGAGAAGCGGCGCAGUAAGCGGGCGUCACUGGGGUCAUGCCGGGACUGUCCGGUGGACGAGCUGUUCAAUGACCCUAUGUGGAACCAGCAGUGGUACCUGCAAGACACUCGGACGUCGUCCUCCCUGCCCAAGCUGGACCUCCACGUGAUUCCUGUGUGGAAGAAAGGGUUCACAGGAAAAGGAGUGGUCAUCACCGUGCUGGACGACGGUCUGGAGUGGAACCACACCGACAUCUACCCCAACUAUGACACAGCAGCCAGCUACGAUUUCAAUGACAAUGACCCUGACCCCUUCCCCAGGUACGACUCCACCAAUGAGAACAAGCAUGGGACCAGGUGUGCCGGUGAGAUCGCCAUGCAGGCAGACAACAAUAAAUGUGGAGUCGGGGUGGCGUACAACUCCAAGGUUGGAGGGAUCCGCAUGUUGGAUGGUAUCGUGACGGAUGCCAUCGAGGCCAGUUCUAUUGGCUUCAAUUCGGACCACGUGGACAUCUACAGUGCCAGCUGGGGACCCAACGAUGAUGGAAAAACGGUGGAGGGUCCCGGUCGCCUGGCGUCAAAAGCCUUUGAGUACGGCAUCCAGAAGGGCCGGGGAGGGAAGGGCUCUAUCUUCGUGUGGGCAUCAGGAAACGGGGGCCGCCAGGGGGACAACUGCGACUGCGACGGCUACACAGACAGCAUCUACACCAUCUCCAUCAGCAGUGCCUCCCAGCAGGGCCUGUCCCCCUGGUAUGCUGAGAAGUGCUCCUCCACCCUGGCUACCGCCUACAGCAGCGGAGACUACACCGACCAGAGAAUAACCAGUGCUGAUUUGCAUAAUGAAUGCACAGAGACACACACAGGAACCUCCGCCUCCGCCCCACUAGCUGCUGGGAUAUUUGCCCUCGCACUGGAACAGAACCCUGAGCUGACGUGGAGGGAUCUGCAGCACUUGGUGGUGUGGACGUCUGAGUUCGACCCGCUGGCCAACAACCCCGGCUGGAAGAGGAACGGGGCAGGCCUGAUGGUCAACAGUCGUUUUGGCUUCGGCCUGCUCAAUGCCAAGGCCCUGGUGGACCUGGCCGACCCGGACACCUGGAAACACGUCCCUGAGAAGAAACAGUGCAUAAUCAGGGAUGACUCCUUCCAGCCCAGGGCAUUGAAAGCAGCAGGAGAGAUCACCAUUGAGAUCCCCACCAAGGCCUGUAAUGGCCAGGACAAUGCUGUCCUCUCACUGGAGCAUGUGCAAGUGGAGGCCAGCAUCGAGUACACCAGGAGAGGAGACCUACACAUCACACUCACAUCCCCAUCAGGCACUAGCACGGUCCUGCUGGCAGAGAGAGAGAGGGACAUGUCAUCUAACGGCUUCAGGAACUGGGACUUCAUGUCUGUUCACACCUGGGGAGAAGACCCCACUGGCACCUGGACCCUCAAGAUAACUGACACGUCCGGGCGGAUGGAGAAUGAAGGCCAGAUCCUGACCUGGAAGUUGAUUCUCCACGGCACGUCAGAGAAGCCCGAGCACAUGAAGAAACCCAGAGUGUAUGUCCCUUACAAUGCUGUCCAGAAUGACCGUAGAGGAGUAGAGCACAUGGACGACAUGAUGGAGGAACUGUCCACCCAGGCUGAGGCCCACUCACUGCAGAAGACUCAACCCCCUCCUUCUGCCACCCCCAAGAUGAAGCAGAUGAGGCCCUCCUCCCCACCCCUGUCACCCUCCCUGGCCCUCCUGCGUCUCCUCCAGAUGGCCUUCAACCGGCAGACCCCCGCCGCCCUGCACCAGUCCCCAGAAAAGGCCCCCUCUAGCAGGGGAGAGCAGCACCAGGGCAGGUCAUACUCCAUUCCAGGGGGAGCAGGCCCUCGCAUCGCUCCCCAGAAGCUGUACCAGGCCCUGGACAGGAUCAACCAGUACCAGCGGGCCGGGCAGGAUGAAAGCCUUUACAGCGACUACAGUGACGGCUUCUACAGCGCCAAGCCCUACAGGCACAGAGAUGACCGGCUGCUGCAGGCACUCUUCAACAUGCUCUCUAACGACAGGCAGUGAGGGAGGGGGGGCAUGGGGUGGAACUCAGUGUGUGCAGGCUUUUGUUCCAGACCCAACAUAUCCAGCCCUGUAGGAUUCAGGGCCGAUUUAACUAAUCAUGGUCUACAUUGAAGAUUGUGCUUAGUUAACUACCGGUAGUUGAAUCAGGUGUGUUACUGCUGGGCUCAAGCCUACACAUCCCUGCGGUUCUCCUUGGUCAAGAUUGGCCACCCCGUUGUAAGGUGUGAGAGAGAUAGGGUGAGGAGGCGGCGGCUGGGCAUGGAAGGAGCAUGCGAGAGAGCGGGAGAGUGAAAGCCAGAGAGAAACUCUUCCAGCCAAAUGUGUUGUUGUUUUUCCAAAACUCUGCUUUUCUUACCUUGCAGCAGUCUAGCCUGUCUCUCUGUCUCUCUGUCUAUCUGUCUUUCAUUCUGCACAGUUGUAGGUCGGUUGCAUCUCAAUUCCCGGAAGUAGCUUCCCUUCCUCCUCCCCCUCCUCCUAAUGUAGUGAAACCUAGUUAGCCCAUAGACUUCCGCCAUAUUGUUUCAGUCUUCUAAGAUCAGUAUGCAUGAAAGAAAAGAGGCAAGGAAAGGGGGCCCAAAUAGAAUACUUAGAUUCAACUAGGAUUCCAUUCUACCCGCCUCCUCCAGCCUAUCCACCAUCAUUCUACCCCUCCACCAGCUAUCUAUCCACCAUCAUUCCAUCCCUUCCUCCAGCCAUCUUUCCACCUCAGGAUGUGUCCCAAUAGUCUUAAAGGGACACUUCACUUCAAAACAAAAGUUAGUAAGAUGUUUUCAGCCCUCAAAAGUGGUCUGGUGUAGAGAUGAGUUCACGUAUCAGGACAUGUGUUUUUUAGAUCCAACUGUACGCCUCAACCCCAAAUUAAUGAAAAAAUAUAGGCACUGAAUAAAAUGAGGAAAUGUAUUUCCAUUCGUUCCAGAUUAAGGAAAGUUAUUUCCAUUCAUUCCAGAUUUGGCAUAUAUAUGUAGCUGGAUCUACUCAAGAUUUGACACGGGACAUAGACUCAUCUGUUCAUAACUUUUUGGGUAUGAAUCGUCAGACAAAACAAACUUGAUUUUUGAGUCCCAAGAGACAGAGAGAAAAAUAUUAAUAAUUGUAUAUAUUUAGUAUAUCAAUUAUAUUUUGAGGCUCUAUUUAUCACCUUUACCUAUCAGUGGUAUUGAAGAAAUGGAGACAAGAGAAGGAGACAAGAGAAGGAGAUAAGGAAAUAACAUUAAGACUUUUGGGACACAGCCCUAUUCUCCCUUCACUCUACCACCUGCUUGAGCAUGCUACCAUCAGAAUAUACAUUUCAUAAUUGUAUUAUGACUGACAUGAUCAAAUAUUAUACAAAGACAAUGAUUGUAAUGUUGUUUUUAAAUAUACUUGGCCUCUAAAAUAUCCACCUCUCUAAAUUCCAACUCUGAAAUAUCGAUUUAAUAUUUAUACUUUGACAUGUUUAUUUUGUCAUGUAUUUGUUUUCUGUAAGAGUAGAAGUACUCACCUUGCUACUGUAUCUUAAACCCAAAUCCUAAUUUGAAGAAUGUGAUUUUAAGAUAUAUGCACAAUUUCAAGUUAGGUUUACGACUAUACUUUAAUAUGCAUAAAAAAUGCAGUCCCCGUACUGAUUGUUUUUCAAACUGAAAGCUCAAAGAUGUUGAUAUGUGGCAUAUUCUUCACAGGGUGUCAACAAAGCAUUGGAGAGUUUGAGAACAGCAGUCUUUUACCCGGUUCUCUUGAGAAAAAAAAGUUCAGUUCUUGGGGAAAUUCUUUAAAUAUUUUAUUUUUUAAACAACAACAUACAGACUAAAACAAAAUAAAUUGGGAAGAUAACUGA